Messenger RNA from Pseudomassariella vexata, 1002 nucleotides. RefSeq lists its product as uncharacterized. The coding region runs from base 1 to 1002 and encodes 333 amino acids. Gene Ontology annotation, biological process: dolichol-linked oligosaccharide biosynthetic process; polyprenol catabolic process. Gene Ontology annotation, cellular component: endoplasmic reticulum. The transcript has 3 exons. NCBI's taxonomy places the organism in Eukaryota, Fungi, Ascomycota, Sordariomycetes, Amphisphaeriales, Pseudomassariaceae. Gene Ontology annotation, molecular function: 3-oxo-5-alpha-steroid 4-dehydrogenase activity. The record is from RefSeq and is a predicted model, not a curated record.
AUGACAGCUCUUGCAAUCUGGCGGAAGGAUUAUACAGAAGGUUUACAUGUAGACUUCCUAGACCACCUCACACCGGCACUAAUCUGCCAACUUUUCUUUAUCCUCUCAGCAGCCGCCGUCCUCGCAGUCGCGUUCACACCCCCUUCCACGCGCCAACUUCUCAUCCAAUACGGCGCUCGCAGCUCAUCGUCCGCUCGAAACUCUCACGAGGCUCAGCGGGAUCAUGACGACGUUGGGGCAAAGCAAGACAAGUUCACCAGGCUCAUCAGCUGCGUUACGUCCGUCGGCAACGUGCCGCAUUCAUGGUUCAUGCAUUUCUACGUACUGUCCAUCUCGAGCUCCGUCUUCUGGGCAUUUCAGUUCAUGUGCCGUGGAUCGAUCCUCAACGGCAUUGCUAAGAGCCAGACCGCAGUAUCAUCGGCAGCGGCGACUAUGAGCAUCAACCAGGUUUUCCUGACGUGGUUGAUGAUGCUGAUGCAAGGGGGCCGACGCCUGUACGAGCACCUGGCCAUCAUCCGACCUUCAUCCUCCAAGAUGUGGGUUGUCCACUGGCUUCUGGGCUGUGCCUAUUACCUUUGUAUCGGCGUGUCCAUUUGGGUCGAGGGAUCGAGGUCAAUUUUGUACUACAACCGGCGAUUCUCCCAUGUUGAGGCGCCUUCGUUGAAUGAGCUUGUUGGGCUAGUGCUAUUCCUGUUCGGCUGGUCAAUGCAGUACAGGUGUCACAAGUACCUCUCAAGCUUGAGGAAAUAUUCGUUUCCAGAAGAGGGCAUGUUUCGGUUCUUGAUCUGUCCACAUUAUACUUGCGAAUGCCUGUUGUACCUUUCAAUCGCAAUCACAGCAGCUCCGAAGGAUCAAUGGUACAACCAGACGCUGAUGUGCGGCUUAUUAUUUGUCUCAGUCAAUCUUGGUGUCACUGCCCGUGGAACGAAGACGUGGUAUGUGGAAAAGUUCGGCACCGAGAAGGUUGAGGGCAGAUGGUUGAUGAUACCUCUCGUGUACUGA